AUGGAUCCUCAUAAUAAUAAUGCUGACAAUAGUCUGAAUGGUUCAAAUCAUAAAAAUCAACAAAAUCAUAAUGAUAGUCUUAAUUCAUCAACACUUAGCUCUGGUAAUUCAUCAUCAAAAGGCGAAGAAUUAUGGGUUGUAAUGGAGUAUUUAGACGGCGGCUCACUGACUGAUGUUGUCACCGAGACGUGUAUGGAUGAAGGACAUAUUGCAACGAUAUGCCGAGAGAUUUUAUAUGCAUUUGAAUUUCUACACGCCAAUCAUGUUAUUCAUGGUGAUAUCAGAUCAGAUAAUAUUCUACUUGGUAUGGAUGGAUCUGUAAAAUUGACAGAUUUUAGUUUCUGUGCACAAUUACGUAAUGAUGGAACACAACGUUCCACUAUGGUUGGCACACCGUAUUGGAUGGCACCAGAAGUUGUUUUACGCAAACAGUAUGGUCCAAAAGUUGAUAUAUGGUCAUUAGGUAUUAUGACUAUUGAAAUGGUUGAUCGGGAACCACCCUAUUUGAAUGAAAAUCCCGUUCGAGCUCUUUAUCUAAUCGCUAUUAAUGGUAAACCAGGAAUUAAAGAACGCGAUCGUCUAUCAAGUACAUUUUCUGAUGUUGAUGAUGAUGAUGAAGAAGGCGAAGGCGAGGAAGAAGAAGAGGAAGACGAAGAGGACGAUGAAGAAGGUGUAGUAGUCGAGGCUGAGGAGGAGGAAGAAGAAGAAGAGGACAGUGAAACUGAUGAACAAAGUGAAUUAAGCAAUUAUGAGAUUAUUACAUCUCAAGUCACUGUUGAAUGGAUGACAAGCAGUGAGACUGGAAGUAACUUACCUACACCAAUGACAAUGUCAAAAGAAUCUGAACAUGCUAUGAUAAACGAAAUCGAAGGAUAA
Messenger RNA from Trichobilharzia szidati, 876 nucleotides. NCBI's taxonomy places the organism in Eukaryota, Metazoa, Platyhelminthes, Trematoda, Strigeidida, Schistosomatidae. The record is from the annotation of a GenBank genome assembly.